UUAUCUUUUUACAAAUCCAUUUACUCGAUCUGGCUACCUACCAAUAUGCAGUGCAACGAAAUGAUUGUUGUUUUAGCUUCGCAUAACCAUCUUUAGAAAGAAAAAAAAAGAAAAUUUUAUUUGAAAAAGAAGAAAAAAAAUUUCAGUGACUUCUUCGCGCAAUCGGAAAGUAUAUUUGUUUCAUUUUGUGGAUAGUUAUAAUAAAUUAUUUGCCAAAAUGGCUGUUUCGUGACAAUGCGCCUGUAUAUGAAGAAUGGCAUCUUUCGGACAAUCAUCUCUCUACAUUUUCAUUUGACUUUAUUUAGGAUUUUAUCUUUUUAUUCCAAAACUAUUGCCAGUUGUCGAGUGACAAGGAAAAGAUCAGUUUUUGGAGGAAGUACUCUCUUACUUUUUCUUAUCUGUUUUUGUUGCCAAAGAAAACUACAAAAAAGAACUUUAGCCAUGGCGGAUAUUACGAGUAUAGAGAGUCAACGAAGAAGACAGGGAGCAAGUCGAACCCAAAGACGUAGUGACUUAAAUCAACUGAUCACAGAUGGAAUAAAACCACCGCCUGAUUAUAACGAUGUGCUAAAGAAGGACUCUUUGUGUGAAGCAGGUCUACCAACGUAUGAUGUGGCAAUACAAGGACUGCGCUCUGAUAAUUAUGUGUAAUGCUUGCGAUUGCCUAGUUUCAGAUACAAAUGCUUAUUACUAAUUCAAAAAUACAGUAACAAAUAUGAGCCGGAAAAAAAAUGCAAUAAUUAACCUUUAAAGAAUACAUAAAAAUAAAUUAAAUUUUAUUAAGGAUGAUUAAAAAAUAAAUAUUGAAGCUAUUUCUCCUGCUCAACAAAUAUUUGUCAUUUUGAAAUGGAAGAGGUGAUAUUUAUGAAGUACACAGAAAAUCUCUGCAGACAAAAGGUUUUAUACAACUAUCUCCCCCAGCAAUUUUCAGAAAUAUUAAAGUUGUUAGUGGAAAAAAAGGUAUUAAAGUGCCGUAGCGAAUUGGCCCAGUCGCCAAAUGAAAGGUGUCCACUCAGGAAAAAAUGACCUUCGUAUGGGUAUAAUUAGUAGAGUCAUAAAUGGGGCACAUAUCCUUUCUUUGGCACGUACCGCUUUCACGGCAAAACGAGGCAAUAAGAAAAAUAACGAUGUGAUAUAGAAGAGGGUAAACAUUUAAAAAAUUCUUUAGUAAUUUAUAAUACAAUGAAUUUUGUUACAUCAUGUUUUUUUCCCCUUUGUACCCUAACAUGUAAAAUAUAAGACAGUGUUUUCAGAAAAUAAAUAUAUAUAUUUAUCACCAUUGCUUGCUUAGAUAUACAAAUAUUUUCAAAAUUGUUAAACUCAGUCUUGCUUUUGUAACUAAGUUUUGAUUAAUGGCAUUAAAAUAAAAUUCAAAAAUUAUUAAGGUAUUUAAAAAAUUAAAAAGUUGCGUGAUAUUGGUAGUUGAUGUAAACUUUUGUAGCAGACUACUAAUUUUAAAUGAAUAAAAAAAAACAUGAAAAGA
Molecule: messenger RNA, 1483 nt
Organism: Parasteatoda tepidariorum (common house spider)
Lineage: Eukaryota; Metazoa; Arthropoda; Arachnida; Araneae; Theridiidae
Source: RefSeq, a predicted model, not a curated record